AUGGCUGAGGAUACCAAGGAGGGUGUCGAGGACGUCCGUACGGACGUCAAUGACUUCAUCGUCGACUGGGAUGGGGACGACGACCCCGAAAACCCGAUGAACUGGACAUCCCGGAUGAAGGCGAUCAAUAUCGGCAUGCUCUCAUGUUUGACUUUUGUCACCCCGCUCGCGUCCUCCAUGUUCGCGCCAGGUAUCCCCGGCGUGAUGAAAGACUUCAACCAGUCGAGUGUCAUUCUCGCCGCGCUCGUCGUCUCGGUCUACCUGGUCGGCUACGCCUUUGGUCCCCUUGUUUGUGCGCCCAUGUCGGAGAUCUAUGGGCGGUUGCCGGUUUACUUGAUCACGAACGUCCUUUUCGUUAUCUUCACCGUCGCCUGUGCCGUGGCCCCGUCGCUCGACAGCCUCAUUGGGUUCCGAUUUCUGGCGGGUUCAGCGGGAUCGGCGCCUCUGGUGCUUGGUGGAGGAAGUGUGGCAGAUUUGUACCCGAGAGAGAAACGAGGGUCGAAGAUGGCCAUCUUCGCAAUGGGUCCGUUGAUAGGUCCCGUCGCUGGUCCCGUGGCAGGUGCCUUCCUCUCGCAGAAUGUCGGGUGGCGAUGGGUUUUCUGGGUCAUUACUAUUGCGGCUGGAGUUGUUAUGGUCAUGUGCUUCAUCUUCAUGAGAGAGACCUACGCUCCUGUCCUCCUCGAGAGAAAAGCCGCCAAACUCCGGAAGUCGACUGGCAAUGCGCAAUACGUCUCGAAGAUGUCGACGGAUGACACCCCUCGCGCGGCUCUUAUAAAGGCCCUGAUCCGCCCAACCAAGAUGUUCUUCAUGUCUCCAAUUGUCUUCAUUUUUGUUAUUUACAUCUCCAUCGUUUACGGCUACCUCUAUCUCCUCUUCACCACCAUUACCGAGAUUUAUGAGACUACAUAUGGCUUCUCGACCGGUCUCGCGGGGCUCUCUUACCUGGGUAUUGGUAUCGGCAUGUUCAUAGGGUUAAUCUUGUUCGGCGCCACCAGCGAUAAGCGCAUCCGCGCGAAACAAGCCCAAGGCGACGUGUCACCCGAGAUCCGGUUGGAAGGGCUAAUACCGGCCGCAUUUUGCAUCCCAAUUGGGUUGUUCUGGUACGGAUGGUCGGUAGAGAAGGAGAUCCACUGGAUUAUGCCCAUCAUCGGUACUGGCUGGGUUGGAUUGGGGCUCAUGGGCAUUUUCAUGGCUGUCCAAACAUACUUGGUCGACUGCUACCCACUCUUCGCCGCCAGCGUCACGGCCGCCAACACCAUCGUCCGUUCCCUUGUGGGGGCCUUCCUUCCACUCGCCGGUCGACCCCUGUACUCCAGUCUCGGGCUGGGUUGGGGCAACAGCCUGCUCGGGUUCAUCGCACUCGGAAUGGCCCCUCUGCCAUUCUUCUUCAUGAAGUACGGCGCCUGGCUCCGAACCCACCCAAAGUUCCAAGUGAGCUUCUGA
Messenger RNA from Fonsecaea nubica, 1443 nucleotides. RefSeq lists its product as hypothetical. Lineage: Eukaryota; Fungi; Ascomycota; Eurotiomycetes; Chaetothyriales; Herpotrichiellaceae. The record is from RefSeq and is a predicted model, not a curated record. The transcript is spliced from 6 exons. Gene Ontology annotation, molecular function: transmembrane transporter activity. Bases 1 to 1443 code for a protein of 480 amino acids. Gene Ontology annotation, biological process: transmembrane transport.